UAAUUUCUUGCAGCACGUUUGAGCUAAAGAUAUAAAUGGGGUUUGACUCUCAGCUUCUGGGGUUGAAGAGUGUCGAUUUAAGUUGGGGUGGAUCAGAAGGGGGUCUGGGAACGUUAAACCUCCCCCCCACCGGCAGAAGGCUCUUUCCCUACAGCAAAUGGAAAUGCAGCUGGAAAGCCCCCUCCAAGGCAACCCCAACAUUCCUGCUUGAAAAUGAUGCUAAAAUCGAUUACGCGAUACAGAAAGUACUAACGGGAUGAUGGACAAACACUGAGUGACAGACCCCGAGCAACUAAUUAAGGCUCCAAGACAGUGGCCAUGGCUGAGGGAAGCACGGCUACCAACGAAGAGCAACUCCUGAAGAGGGUGCAGGAGCUGGAAGAGGAGGUGAAGCGGCUGCAGAAUAAGCUCCAGGAGGACAAGGAGAGGAGUGGGAAAAGAGAGGCUCCUCCAGCUCCUGGGAAAGCCAAGAAACGCCAACAACGGCCAUUUGAUUUUGGUGCUUACGGACGCAGGCACGUUGCACUGAAGAUUGCCUACCUGGGCUGGGGCUACCAGGGCUUUGCCAGCCAGGAGAACACCAGCAACACCAUCGAGGAGAAGUUGUUUGAGGCCUUGAAGAAGACGCGGCUGGUAGAUGAGAGACAGACCUCCAACUACCACCGCUGCGGGCGCACGGACAAAGGAGUCAGCGCCUUCGGACAGGUGAUUUCCCUCGAUCUCCGUUCCAACCUGGCAGAGGGGAAGAAGCUAAACGGCCAUGACUCGGAAGGCAAGAGCGAGGGGGAGGAGGAGCUCCGCUACACCCAUAUUCUGAACAGGGUGCUCCCACCCGACAUCCGUGUCCUGGCCUGGGCCCCCGUGGAGCCUGAUUUCAGUGCCCGGUUCAGCUGCCUCAAGAGGACUUAUCGGUAUUUCUUCCCCUGUGCCAACCUGGAUGUCGCCCUCAUGGACGCUGCAGCCCAGAGGUACGUGGGGACCCACGAUUUCCGUAACCUGUGUAAAAUGGACGUCGCCAACGGGGUGGUCAACUUCCAGAGAACGAUCCUCAGUGCUGGAGUGACGUGGGUGGAGAGAGGAGUUGAAACUGGGCCACAGGAUCCCUUCCGUCUGUGCCAGUUUGAAGUGACGGGACAGGCCUUCCUGUAUCACCAAGUCCGCUGCAUGAUGGCCAUCCUCUUCCUCAUUGGGCAGAGGAUGGAGAGGCCGGAGAUCAUUGACGAGCUGCUGGAUGUGGAGAAGAAUCCCCAAAAACCACAGUACAGCAUGGCAGUUGAGUUUCCCCUCGUCCUGUACGACUGUGCCUUCGAAAACCUCCAGUGGCUCUAUGACCAAGAAGUGCAGGAGUUCAACGUCACCCACCUGCAGCAGCUCUGGGCCAACCACGCAGUCAAAACUCAAGUGCUGCGGAACAUGUUGGGAGGGUUAGACACUGCUCCCAUGGUGACCAGAGAAAGCUCGGGGAACAGCACGACCGUCCCCUGGGGAGAGAUGAAGCCUCCACUCUGCAGCCAGGUCAGCAGCUUUGUGGAAGGUGUUCAAGCUCGCACCUACAAGCCUUUACUGACCCGUCCCAAGUGCCAGGGGCUGGAGGCCCGAAUCCGCCACUUCGUGCGGAGGGGCCGCAUCGAGCCCCCCCAGGACCCGGGGCAGGCGGGGGACAUGGAUGAAGACAGGGACCAGGAGCCCCUGGAGACCAAGGGUGGCCACCGCCGCCAUGCCCCCGGGAACAGCAGUGCCACUCAGCAGCCUCCCAAGAGGGUCUGCGUCGACAUCGAGUGACAGGUCACCUUGGUGGGAGAAGGCCAGGUGACCGCUUCACUUAUAUUUUUUUUUUAUUAAUUAAGAAAAAAAUAGGGAGUUUUCCAGUGCUAUUUUUAUAAAUUUCAAGAAAACUCGA
This is a messenger RNA of Calidris pugnax (ruff), 1900 nucleotides long. RefSeq names its product pseudouridylate synthase 3 (gene PUS3). The record is from RefSeq and is a predicted model, not a curated record. Gene Ontology annotation, biological process: mRNA pseudouridine synthesis; tRNA pseudouridine synthesis. Gene Ontology annotation, cellular component: nucleus; cytoplasm. NCBI's taxonomy places the organism in Eukaryota, Metazoa, Chordata, Aves, Charadriiformes, Scolopacidae. Gene Ontology annotation, molecular function: RNA binding; pseudouridine synthase activity. The coding region runs from base 319 to 1782 and encodes 487 amino acids. The transcript is spliced from 5 exons.